Coccidioides posadasii C735 delta SOWgp is the source of this 3315-nucleotide messenger RNA. Lineage: Eukaryota; Fungi; Ascomycota; Eurotiomycetes; Onygenales; Onygenaceae. The record is from RefSeq and is a predicted model, not a curated record.
CCAGGACGUCUCUUGACUCCCUCCCUCUCUCUCCCCCACCGCUCCAGCAAUCCAGGGCGAUGAGGAACUUGACGCCCACAUGACUGGCAUCGACGCAAGACGACAGUCAGUUUAACAAUUCCUCAUCCUCGAUCACUCGACCCUUUUGGUGCUGCUUCUCUCUCCCCAGGUGGCCACCUGAUGUGAGGAUGAGCAGCGAGACGACGAUCGCAGUCCACCACUCUUCUUCAAUGACAUCCUAUUGACCCUGUCCACUUCGAUUCUAAAGAUCUGUGAUCGUUUUUUUUCUUUUUCUUUUUUUUUUCUUCUUUUUCCCCCCUUCCCUUUUGCGCCUUUCACCUUACUGACCUUCUCGUCUUGUGGAUGUGUACAUACAUACUGGCCUUGAAUCCGGUCUCGGUUUUCGCUCUGCACAUUCGCUUCGCUUUGUCUGGGAUAUGGACAGCUGAUUGAUUCAUCAACUUCUCCCAUCUUGGCCAUUUUCUCUUAAGACGUUCCCAGUUAUCAUCCGCUGUCGUUUCCCUAGCCUCCAGGGUAUCGAAGCCGUACUCAUUACCCUUGCCGAAAAGAAUCCACAAUGGCUUCAAUCCCACACGAUGAAAUCCUAGCUACCUCAGCGGCGCUUCCGGCUGCAGAGUCCGGGGCUGCCAGGCCGGAUAGCCCUCCCAAACUGAAAGGUCGCCGAAGAUUGUUGAAUCGCCUUCAGCGUAUGACAUCAAGCCCUUCUCUCGAACAAACUGGCAGAAGCCGUUCUUCUUCCACCGGUGUCCGCCGACUUGGCAAAGGAUCGAUGUCAUGCAUCUCGCUUUCAUCGACCUUGUCACAUGGGCAGUGUUGGGAGAGCUCCAGCUCUUCCCAAUUCUACGGGAAGUUCUCCGGUAAGCCGCAUGGUGAUGAUACUGGCCCUAUUCGGGUUGUGGAGACGGAACUUAUUUCUGCAAAUGGUUCCCAGCAGACCACCAUCCCGCUACCCGCUGAGAUGCGGCCUUGCUCCAGAGGAUCGCUACUUAGGUCUGCGGUGGCUGUACUUGAGGAUGGUGAAAAUACCCCCGACACCAAGGGCGAGAAAUUACUCAAAAUGCAGAACAAGAAUUACUGGGAUUACUUGCCCGUGGAAAUACAACUGCGAAUCCUUAGCUGGCUUAUGCCUAAAGAAUUGGGUAAAGUAGCCUGUGUGUCGAGAUCAUGGCGUCAGCUUUGUUUUGAUGGUCAGUUAUGGGCGAAAUUUGAUACCUCCACGUACUACAGUGAUAUUCCACGGGAUGCAUUGGUAAGACUGAUAUUUUCCGCCGGACCUUUCAUAAAACAUCUCAAUCUCCGAGGAUGCAUUCAAAUGGCGGAAGCCUGGUUUCAAUGUGGAGAGCAAAUAGCCGAUGCUUGUCGGAAUUUGGUCAGCGUUAAUUUGGAAGGUACCCAUAUCGACAAGCCAACCAUCACCUACUUUCUCGUUCGAAAUCCUAAGCUGGUUCGUAUCAGCAUGACUGGACUUGCAACGGUGACAAAUUCCGAGAUGAACGUCAUCUCCAAGAGCUGUCCACUCUUGGAGUAUCUCGACAUAUCGUGGUGCCGCAAUCUCAUCAAUGCGAACGGAUUGAGGCGCGUUGUCAGGGCCUGUCAUCGACUAAAAGAGCUACGCAUUGAUGAAUUUCGAGCCGUUGAUGACGAGGAGUUUAUGUUGGAGCUAUUUCAGACAAAUACCCUAGAAACACUCGUCAUGUCUCACUGCUCCUCCCUUACCGACAGCGCUCUAAAAGCCCUUUUGCACGGUAAAAACCCAGAGAUAGACAUCCUAACAGGCAGGCCUAUUGCUCCACCUCGAAAAUUGAAACAUCUGAAUUUAUCUCACUGUCAAGGAGUGAGUGAUUUCGGAAUCGGACAUCUCGCAGGCUUUGUUCCUGAGCUAGAAAGCUUGCAGCUAUCAUUCUGUCCUGCUCUGGGGAAUGAUUCUAUCAUAAACCUCAUCGGUACAACGCCGAAUUUAACACGAUUGGACCUUGAAGAGCUGGAAGAACUCACCAAUAAUGUCCUGCUUGCGUUAUCGAAAGCCCCCUGCGCCGCCAGGCUCGAACAUCUCAACAUUAGCUAUUGUGAAAAACUUGGCGACACAGGAAUGAUGCAAAUCGUGAAAAAUUGUCCAAAUUUAAAAUCUCUGGAUCUCGAUAAUACGCGAGUUUCUGAUCUGACACUGAUAGAGCUUUGCUCUCAGAUGCGCAAACGUGGUUUUGGCAUGCAGCCACCCAGAUGCGGAUUAAGGGUGGCCGUAUUCGACUGCGGUAACGUUACUUGGGCAGGGAUCAGAGAAAUUCUCUCCAACAAUACGUUCGUGCCGCGAUAUGCGGAAGCCGCGGUCCUGGCCUCCAGAGCAGAAGAAGAAGAAUCUGGAUCCGGAUCGUCGUCGCCAUCGUCAUCCACGACCUCUGUGACUAUUCUCCCUUCGCCACCUCCAGAGACAACGCAGUGCAAAGCGGAUUUAUAUCCCAAUGAAAUUAUUCAGCUAAAGUGUUUCUAUGGCUGGCAAACGACGGUAGACAUCCAUACGAAACGCGUGUUGAACGGCAACCUCGGGGCAGCAAUGAGACUUGAGCGCAGGUGGACCGAUUGCAUGAUGACCAACGAAGAAGCUGAGGCCGGCGGGAUUGGUGCCAGACGAAGGCGACGGAGAGCGAGAAAUGCUGAAAUGAUGUACAACCUGGAUGACGACGACGACGCUGAUUACGGGUAUGGACCUGGCGGGCUAGUUUCGCUCGGCAAUCGCAGAAGACGGGCACGGAGUGGAGGCUGUGUUGUCAUGUAAAAUACGAUCGGAGUAUGGCUGGAACGAUUGAUUCGAGAGGCCGUGGAGAUGGCCCUAUAGAGCAUGUCCAUUUUGAUCGCCCGUCAGGGUCUUCACACACCAGCCUUUCUCGAAAUGCUGGAGUUGAUAUAUGCAGGGUUUCUAAAUAAAACAUUUUGUCUCGACAGCUGGAGUAUACAUAGAAAGCUAGGAGAUAUGAGGGAACGGGAUCGGGUCCGCUUGGCGUCGAUUAGUUAAGUAAAGGGGUAGUAUACUCCGUACAGAGCAGAAGAACUGGCGUUUCUUAAAAGGUCGUUGAACAGGCAUACGCUUCUUUGAAUAUUUAUGCAUGCUUUUUUCUGCUAUGAAGCUGGAUGGUUGUAUCUCAAAACAUUUUCAAUAACUACGUAUCCUUCUUUUUCUUUUCUUGUUUUUCCUGUUCCUCUCUAGUGCAACGUUGUCCUACCUUCUCAUUGCAUUUGGAACUGGACCUUUGGGGAGCUGAUUAGCUGAUUAGCUGGUCUACUGUAUAUAUAUAUAUA